UACUUGUAUUAGUUUGUGGUUGACGAAGGCAUAUCGAAAUAAUAAACAAUUAUGCGGAGUUUAUUAACAAUCAGUUUUUGCAGCUAUGAUUAAAAGCGUGUGUAUGUGUGAGUGUGCGCGCGCGUAAUUAUGCAAAGCACAGCUGCCAAAGACGCUCCAAACGGCGGUGAAAGUGUUAUUGUUGUUGCUGUUGCAGCGAUAUUGGCUUUGUUCGCUAGCAGCAGCCACUGUGGUUCAAUUUGUUGUGGCAUUUGCUUUAGCAGCAACGAUCAAUUUUCCCUAAUAAAGACAACCAAGAGAAAUACAGGAGAGAAGAGCAAAAGAAAAGUUAGGCAGACAAGUGAAUAACAAUAAAAUCAAACAAUUGGCUUUUUUCUUUUAAUUAUUUUUUGGUUUUCCGCUUUGUAUGCCAAUAAACUUGCAGUGCUGCUUGCGUUUACAGUUACAUUCAUACAUAGAGAGAUAUGUAUAUGCUGUAAGCUAUAAUAAGUUCAAGGAAAGCAGAAAGCAAAAUGCGAGAAACAGAAUAUGCAAUGGAGUAAAAUAAAUUGACGCCUUCUGCUUGGGCCUCGCCUUGCCUCUGUCCACUUCAUAUUAUGUAAAAGGUGCUCUGUUGACUCUGGUGCACCUGUUUUUAGUGUGCGUGCAAUAAAUAUUAAUUCAAUUCCUGCUGCAUGUAAUAAUAAUGUUUAAAACGGAGCCAAAUAAUCGAUGUGCGAAAACUUACCGUUGUCGGCUAUAAGCUGGCGCGGGGGCAGCAACAGCAGCAUUUGCAGCAACAAAGCACAGCUGAGCGUCGGCGUUGCUUUAUGUAUGCGUGUGCGUUUGUGUGCAAUUGAAAAAGGAAGGAGUGGAGAAGGCAAAUAACAACAGUCUCAAUCGGAAACAGGAGCAGCAACGGAUCUGUGAAGCGAAUCGAAUCGAAUUGAAUUGAACCGUUGCAAAUCAAUAUUUAUUAUGCGAAAGCCCAACUGAACUGCAAUAAUGUCUAAGUGAAGCGACAAAACUAAUUGGCAACAACAAUAUAAUCGGAAAGCUGUGGGGCAACCUUGCAAGUUCUUUGCCCUUCUAUUUAUUCGUUUGUUAAACGCAACAAAGCAAAAAUAAUGGAAUUUUAACAAAGUUACGAAAGUGUACUUCUGGUGCAGGUGCGAGAGGACGACAACCACAUCUAAAAGGGGAAGAGAAUCAGUAGGCGCAGCAGAAGUAUACAAGCGAGAAGAGGAGAAUUCUGUUGAGAGUGGAGGAGGAGAAGGAGCAGCAGCACUACCAGCACCACCACAUGAUACCCACAAGCGUUACCAACUCACCGCCAGCCGCUGGCCUGGCACAGAAUGGAGCCGGGGGAACAGCAGCUGCUGCUGUCGGCGGAGCUGCUGCUGCUGCUGCAGCAGCGGUAGCAGCAGCAUCGUCGGCGGCAGCGCAACAAAGCAACUACAAUUCAAUUGUGCUGGGCCUGGCCUCGCUUAUACUGGAGGGCAGGCCCAUAUCUGACGAUGAGUACCAGCAACAACAACAACAACAACAACAGCAACAGCAACAACAGCCACAGCCACAGCAACAUCAACAGUUGACGCCAGCGUCGAGCAGUGGUCGCCAUUCACCACGCCCCUCCACAUCAAGGGCAGCCAUUAACAUAACAACGAAUCCUUAUACAAUGGCCAGCGGAACGCCACGCUCCGCUUAUGGUCAGGCGCAGGGAUAUGGACAUGUAUAUGGAUACGGAUACAACUGUGACUAUGGACAGAGCAGCAGCAGCAGCAGCAGCGGCGGCAGCAACGGCAGCAACAGCUCGAGCGUCAGCAGUGCCACCCAUCAACGCUGGACCCAAAAGCUCUGCCAGCUGCGUCAGGUGUCGCCGGCGGCUCAGAGCAUGAGCGCAGAACCGGAGCUGGUGGCGCUGUCCAUUAAUGACCUCAACGCGGAUCGUGGCGACUUCGAGAUUGUGCGUCGCGUCAUGUUGAAUCGAGUUGGCGCAGCUGCUGUUGGAGUAGGCGUAGGCGCUGGAGCAGGAGUUGGUGAGCAUCUGGCCAACAACAGCUCGAGUGCUGGCAGCUCGCCAGGCUCGGGCUCUGGCUCUGACAACAUAUUACACUCGCUGCAAUCGCUGGCAACCACCUGUCUGCGAGGCGGACCCGCUGUGACCACCGAGACGCGCCCCUUAAGCCUGGGUCUGGGCCUGGGCUUUGGCUCGCCAGCAACAACAGCAACAGUCAGCGCGGCCAGCCUGCUGGACUACAACUGCAGCAGGCCGACAUCUGUCGGUGGAUCUGCAGGAGGAGGCGGAGGAGGAGGAUUAGGAGUAGGAGGAGGAGUAGGAGUAGGAGUAGUAGGUGCAGCAGCCACAUCAACAGCCACUGCCAGCAACAAUGCAGUUGGAAACGGAACCAGUUCAAAUUCCAGUUCCAGUUCCAGCUGCACCACACGGCCCAAACAUGGGCCACACUGUGAUCAGUUCCUCAGAAAGAUGGGCCUCGCCAAGGGCGAGUCUGUCGCUGAUACCGAGGAACACAUCUGUGAUAUGUCUUACGUUAAUAUAACCUGUUCCCGCUGGCGUGCCCACUGUAUGAAAAUGGAGGCCAUCCUAGCACGCCGCGAGCCCGUCUGCAUCGAGGUUUACUUGGGCCCUGCCGGCCAUAAGAUUCUGCUGGAGCAAUGGAUCAUUAGCGGCAAGGAGAAAGUGCCGCCGCCGACGAUGACGCUGCCGUCGCUGUGCAGCGCGAUUCGAAGCCAGCUUUACUUUUCACAGAUCGUGGCCUGGUGCGAUCUGUUGCGCAAAUGCGAUCCCUCGGUCUAUGACAGCGGGCGCGUCAUCUUUGCGAGCGGCAACAGCAGCAAUGCUGGUGAUCUGGCCGGGCACAGUGGCUCGACGAGUGGUGCGGCGGCAGCAGCAGCAGCAGCAGCUCGAAUGCGACGGCCGCGCCUCAACAUCUUCUACAGAAUCCGGCCACACGAUCUUAGCUGCAGCAAUGCCAAUGGCAAUCACAACGAUGGCGGCUUCAGUGCCAAGGCGAAUGUGCACAACUUUCCGCACGUCAACAUUGCCGAGAACUUUAGCGUUGCGGUCUGCGUGAAGAGUUUGCCGCGCUUCAAUGGCGGCCUGCCGCACGUUUCGCCAUCGGUGUCCAAGCCGCGUGUAGUGCGACCUGUGCCGGCGGCAAGUACACCCACUGGCGGCGGAGGCAUGUGCGCGGCCACGCCCACGGGGCUGGGUGCAAGGAUUGCCAUUAGCACAACGCCGCCGGCAAGCAGCUGUGAUAAAUAUGGAGGCAGGCAGCAGGAGGCAGGCGACACGGAUGACUUGGACGGGCAUCGGGAGAAGCAGCUGCAAAAGUACCGCAAGCGAAUGCAACGACGCGACAAGAAACGUGAACGCAAGCCCUCGGAGCAGUUGGAGUCCAUGGAGCCCAUGGACGAAGGCAACGAGGAAACGCAAACGCAAGCAAUGGCGCUCACAGUGCUCACAGCGCCGCGUCGCAUUGCAAUGAUCUCGACGGGCACGCAAACCUCGCUGAGCAGCUGCCAGCAGUGCGGCAGCGAGAAGACGCUACUCUGCCUCAACUGCGAACCAGGCGGCAGUGGGCACGGUAACGAAGCUGCCGAGGAUGAUGAUGAUGAUGCAGACGAUACAAGUGCCUCUGAAAUGGAGGACACAUCCAGCUGCAGCCUGAGCAGCUCCGAUCUCAUUGUCGGCACGCCGCGCAGCAAGGCCGAGCUGCUGCUGCAGGCCAUACAGCGCACGCCAAAGAACCGAAAGCCAAUGCCAAAAGCAACAGCAGCAGCAAGAGCUGGAGCAGGAGCAGCGUGUAACGAUCUCAAAGUUGGAUUAGUUCAGGGUCAGAGUCGCAACAAUCAGAACAACAAUCAGCUGAAGCCGGCGCCAAGCAGCGGCUGUCAGGUGUGCAAGCGCCAAAAGACGCAGCACAACUUUGCCAAUGGCAAAGGCGGAGGUCCACAGCAAACGGAGCUGCAUUCGAAUGGAACGAACGGGCACAGCAAAGGCGGCAGCGGCGUGGACAACGACGAGGACAACAGCAUGGAGCAGGAGCUGGCAGUGUGCGGCUCGACGAAGCUGACGCCCAACAUCGAUCGCUGCACAUUGAACGCUGGACAGGAACGCUGUCAGACGCCAACAGAUGUGGAUGAGCGCAUUGUGGUGCAGUUCAAGACGCCCAUCAGUCAUGUGCCGCUCAAGCUGCAGGAGUUUCAGACCCAGCAGCAGCAGCAGCAGCAGCUGGCGAAUCUGCCAGCCAAGGCAACGAAUCAGCUGCGUCUUAACUGCAAUGGUACCAUGCUGGACAGGGAGACGCCGCCGCCGCUGCUGUCGCCGCUGCUGCGCAAGGCAGUGCCCAAGGUUAACCUGACAACGAUCUUCUGCAGCAACAGCAACAGCAGCUGCUCGGCGCCCAUUACGAUUGACAGCGGCGUGGCCUUUUGCUUUGAAUCGCCAGCACUGAGCUAUGCCCAAUCGCAGUCGCAGUCUCAGUCGCAGUCGCUAUUGACGCCACCGGAAGCAGCUGCUGCCAAUUUGCCCGUGCAGAAAUCGUACUCGGCGCCAACGUUGCCCAACGCGCUGUCUGUGUCGCCGCGCUUUGCCAAGCAGGCGGCAUUCUAUAAGCGACGCUCACGACAUCUGAGCGAUCGCUCGGAUCGCAGCUCGCUGGGCUCCGAUGAGCAGCUGUCGGACGAGGAUCUCGAGUCGGGCAUGUGCAGUCCGGCGGGCUCGCCACUGAAGUCACGUGCGCGUCUAGCCACCCAGUUUGGGGGGCGACCGUUGCUGGGCAAUUUGGAGGAGUCGCUGCUGCAAAAGCGGCUGCUGCCCAAGAUCGAGGUCGCAGGCUUUCGCCUACAGCUGGGCGCUUCGGGCGGCUUUUGUCCCACACAGCUAACCAUUCCGGCAUCCUCCUACUUCUAUGAGCUGCACGGCGAGACGCUCAGCACGCCCUACCUGUGCGAGAUUCGAUUGCCACGCAAAGGCUACUUUGUGCCGCGAUCGGGCACUGUGCAGGCCACGCUGCUGAAUCCCAUGGGCACAGUGGUGCGUAUGUUUGUCAUUCCGUACGACAUGCGCGAUAUGCCGCCGUUGCAUCGCACGUUCAUACGCCAGCGCAUCUUGGCCGAUGAGCUACCAGGCACGAGUCCCUGCGUCGGGAGCAUCGUUCUGCAGAACCAACAGCCAAAAGCUCGUGAACGGGAGCCGGGCAGCCCAACAGCGACGAGCACCACCAGCAAAUUGGGCCACUUCAUAAGCGCUGAGCAGAUGAAGCGACUGCGCUACUCCAUCCACCUGAGAUUCCAGACAUCUCGAUCGGGUCGUCUGUCGCUACACACGGACAUUCGAUUGUUGAUCUCGAGGCGAACGGAUUGCGAUACGGCGGCGGCACAUGCCAAGGGCCUAGUGGAGGCGCCCAAUGAGCUGGUGACGGACACGCUGAUGCCGCAGGAGCCGCGAUACAGUGCGCGACAGGAGAGUCCCGGCAAGAUUUAGUAGUUGCUGAAUGUCCUGGGCGUGGCAUGUGUCAACAGCAACUGUUGCGCCGGCGGCGACAUAAUGCGACGUCUGUGGAAGCAGCUGCAGGUGCGCUGGCAACUCUGGCAGCAAUGUCCCAAAUAUCAACUAUAGGCAACCUUAACAGCGGAAAUCGAGACAAAUUUCCGAUUACACACUGCUUCAUUAGUUAUUCUAACGACUCCUACCUGCCCAGCCCUAUGAACCGUCUGUUUAAGUCACUUUAAGGCCUCUAGUUUAAAUUUCAAAGAGAACAUUUCGAUGUACAGCAAAACACAACUCUUUCUAUCUCUAACUCUAUCUCUGUUUGUGAAGGGGCCAACAACAACAACAAAGAAAAACAAAAAACAAAAAAGAAAUAUCUCAAUUUACACUGAAUCCUUGGAGGUCCACAUUAAUAAGGGCAGCUAACUCUCGUCCCGGACUAUGAUCCGGGCAGGAGCAGCUGCAGAAGCUGCUCCGCAUAGCAAUACUAAGAAGUAGUUACAACAAAUCAUAUGCAAUACGAAUAUAGAAAUGAGUGCGAAUGAAUGAAAAGUGAGUGUGAGUGAAUGAACUUAUCAAAGAGGGCAACGACAAUAGGGUAUCUAUCAGUUGCCCUUACCAAAUGUAUGCCAUGGAUGCAGGCAACUUCUAUCUAUUUUGUUUACCUGUAAACCAGAUCUGGCUAACACGAGAAAUGCGUUGAAGCAGAGUUAAAUCUAGAAUACCAUAAAUAUCUCAGCUUAAGUUAUGGCCUUAUCAAAUUUAUCGUCUAUUCAAAUUCUUAUCACACUUUGAAGAUUUUUAGAGUUAGUGUAAAUCGAAAAUGUUUUCACACUGAUUUCGCAACUCGCUUAGAGUUGCAACUUGACUAAAUUUCUUGAUAUGUGUGUAGAGUGUGUAGAGUAGAGCAUCUAUAGAAGUGUGAAAUUUGGAGACUUGUGCUUGUAUGAGUGUGUGAGUGAGUGUGUGUGUGCGAGUCCAGCUCAUAUCGAUCGUUGUUGUUAGCGUAGCGUGCGAUCUGCAAGCCUGGAUUCAGUCUAUUGUUCAGAUCAAAUUGAAAUUGAGUUCUUUGCGAAUUUCUCGAUUGUUUAAAUUUCUUAAAUUUCUUAUUCAUUUUCUUUUGUAUUCAGUGAGUUUUUUGAAAGCGUGCCUGUGAUACGAUAUGAGCUG
Messenger RNA from Drosophila hydei, 6664 nucleotides. RefSeq lists its product as uncharacterized. The transcript is spliced from 8 exons. Bases 1283 to 5488 code for a protein of 1401 amino acids. The record is from RefSeq and is a predicted model, not a curated record. Lineage: Eukaryota; Metazoa; Arthropoda; Insecta; Diptera; Drosophilidae.